Messenger RNA from Cyprinus carpio (common carp), 1154 nucleotides. RefSeq names its product DNA damage-regulated autophagy modulator protein 2-like (gene dram2b). The record is from RefSeq and is a predicted model, not a curated record. Lineage: Eukaryota; Metazoa; Chordata; Actinopteri; Cypriniformes; Cyprinidae. Gene Ontology annotation, cellular component: lysosome. The coding region runs from base 234 to 1034 and encodes 266 amino acids. The transcript has 8 exons. Gene Ontology annotation, biological process: photoreceptor cell maintenance; regulation of autophagy.
UCCGGGUUUUUCCCGCGGGUCUCGUGAGUCUGAUCGGAAACGAGCGGCGAGAGUUGACGCGCGAGACACGGAAGAUAAACAGCACUAAAAUGAACUAAAUUAGAAAUCUGAGCACUACACGAAUAAAAGGACACAAAGACAUUAAAGAAUGAAAUAGUCAUUCUGUGGAGAUCUAAAAUGACUCUUCAGACUGAAGCGCGAUCGUCUGUUUGAUUGACAGGCGUGUUUCAGGCAUGUGGUGGUUUCAGGAGGGCUUGUGCGUCUUGCCCGCGGCACUGGUCACCUGGACCGCCGCUACCUUCAUCUUCGCUUACAUCACGGCCGUCAUCCUGAGACACGUGGACCCGCUGGUGCCCUACAUCAGUGACACGGGGACGGUUGCGCCGGAGCGAUGCGUGUUUGGACUCAUGCUGAACGUGUCUGCGUUUCUAGGUGUCGCUACUAUGUACGUGCGCUAUAAGCAGAUUCAAGCCCUCAUGGACGUGAACGACACUCGUCUGAACCUCCUCAAUCAGAUUGGCUUCGUUCUGGGCUGCGGAAGUUCGCUCGGCAUGUGCGUCGUCGCAAACUUCCAGAAAACCACUCUGUUCGCGAUGCAUCUGGUGGGCGCCAUGCUGACGUUCGGCGUGGGCGCUCUGUACAUCCUGGUCCAGACACUGCUGUCGUACCGCAUGCAGCCGCACAUCCACAGCAAAACCAUCUUCUGGACGCGGCUGAGCGUCUGCAUCUGGACCUUCUCCAGCAUCAUCAGCAUGUUCGUGUCAUCGGUCAUCAUGUACUGGACUCUGUCAGGAACCGAGGUCAACCAGAAGCUGCACUGGACCCCUGGAGAACUGGGUUUCACGCCGCACAUCGUCAGCACCAUCUCCGAAUGGUCUCUCGCGCUGUCCUUCAUCAGCUUCUUCCUCACCUACAUACGAGACUUCAAGGUAAAGCCAUCUCGAGCGGAGGCGCAGCUCCAGAGCGAACACCUGUACGAUUCGCACCACUCUCGGCGCUCGGAGACGUCUCCGCUGCUCGCCGGCAGCAUCUGACGAGGAGAAGACGCUCCAGACGAGGUGCAGAGACUGCCAGGCUCCAGCAGAGGACGCUCCAAGCUCUGGAAACUUCAUACUAACAUUUAGACAACGUUUGUACAACAUUUACACAACCUU